AUGCGCGCGGCGGCGGGCAAAACAACACGUGACCGCUGCCUCACGCGGCUGCCGCUGCGGCUCCUGCUACAAGCGCAGCAGAGGGGCGCGAGCCACCGCCCGCAGAGGUGUGCGAGGGAGGGGGCGGCCGGCCCGAGAGUCUGGUCCACUAGUUCCCACCGCGCCCGGCGAGCCGACAAGUUACCCCAGAAAGCUGAAAGUGUCAUAAUUUCUGUAAAGUUUGGACUCUGA
This is a messenger RNA of Rangifer tarandus platyrhynchus (Svalbard reindeer), 231 nucleotides long. The record is from the annotation of a GenBank genome assembly. NCBI's taxonomy places the organism in Eukaryota, Metazoa, Chordata, Mammalia, Artiodactyla, Cervidae.